CAUCUUUCCUCCAAUUUAGUGAAACACGGACUUAAUACUACUGGAGUAGUACAAACUCCAAGAAAGCCAUUCAGCUCCUCCUCGGCAGUUUUUAACCAAUCACAGAAGGAAUGAGAUGGUCCAACCCAGAAAACAGAUAUAGCCUUCACUUUUGAACUUGAAAAUGCUACCAACAAAGAAGUUACUGAAGCUUUCCAGAAACCAGAGCCAUAAGCUUGCAAAGUCAGAUGCACCUUUGGAUGACAGUCUGGAUGAUUUUCUUGUAACACGCCCACUGAGAACAGAGAGGAAAAUAAAUAAAGACAAAAGUGAACCAGUUUCAAAAUGCACUGGACAACAACAAACUAAACUUAUCACAAAUAAAAUUGACUUAACUCCCAGUGGAAGUGAAUUAGUGAAAACAGAAGAAUCUCAAGUUGGGUUUCAAUGUCCUCAGUGCAAGAAAACUGUAUUCAGUGUCUCUGAGAAAAGUGAACGGUGUAGUUUUUGUAAACAUUCUGCCCUAAGCGAGAGCAGAGGAGCAUUGUUUGAAGAUCGCCAACAUGAACAGCUUAUUGAACCACUCUCUCCAAAACUGCCAGAUAAACAGUUGAAACGCAGAAUUCCUGCUGAAAAAAGACCAGUUCGUCGAAAAGCGGCUGAUCCAAGCGAUCUUUCUCUCGCGAUUGCUUUGUCCGAAUCCCUACAGUCAGCGAACGAAAAUGCCAGAAAACUAGAAGAAGAAUUGUUGAUUACAGGAAACAUGACGGAAGUCAUCGCUGAGCUGCGAAAUGAUGAACAACAAGGAACAGGGACCAUUCUGAGUCAUGUUCUUUCUAUACCAGCAAUUGUUCCUACAUUAACCAAAGUGAAACGAAAAGCCAAAGCAGCCACAAAGAGAGAACCGACACACUACACACUAUCUCUCCGUUCUCAUGCCGAACGUGAACGUUUAAUUGCUGAUAGAGCUGCGUCAGUGCUAAACCAAGAGCCGGAUGACCCAGUGAAGCCUCCUAAAGCGGUUUUCACUCAUCCUCUGCCUAUCUCAGAAUAUAUCCAGAAAUUUUCAGAAGAUAAAAGAUCUUUGUGGAAACGUUCUUCGCUGCAAAAUGAUCCUACAGCCGACCAGUCCGGGGUCUUCUAUGUUGAUGCUCUUCGUUCAGUGAUUAGUCCAUCGGGAAAAAAAUGUGGUUAUUCUAACAUUCUGCUUCACGUGUCACAAUUGCCAGGGCGAAAUUCUUCUCAGAGGGAGUCAAUACCAAGUACUCAAAUGAUUUUAGAGGAAUUGGCUUCUGCAGCAGAAGGAGGUUUCAUUGAUAACCCCAAUCCUACACAAAAUGGUAGCGAUUCAUCUGGAUUACCAUCUGCGUUGGCAAAACUUAAGGACGACUGGUCUCAGUUAGUGAAUAAUCCACUUAUGAGUGAUGUGACUGUCCGGGCCAAAAACGGAAACAUUAGUGCUCAUCGCCUGGUGUUUGCAGUUCGUUUCCCAAGCAUACUCGACAGUAUUUUUAGCAAACGAAAGGAUGCAGGCGAAACAUUCAUCCUUGACUGGUCAUCAUACUCAGCUUCAUCUGUCCUUAGAGUUCUGCAUUUUAUUUACACGGCGUCUUACGAGCAUGACGAAGAAGAUGUGUUACAUGUACGCCGUAUUGCCCGUCGUCAUAAUAUCAGUGAUCUUAUCGAUUUACUCCCACAUCAAUAUGAAAGUGACCAUGAGACUAGCGACGAGGAAGAAGAAGAUUCCAUGAAGCUGAAUACAUCAGUCAAUGCCAGUCCAGUUUCUUCAAAAGAAACAUGUCUUGAUAGGGUUUCAGAAUCAUCCAACAUACAAAAGUCUUUGCGGUUUUCAAGUGCCAACGAAAAUGAGAAAAAAGAGAUACAAGUAAACAAUAGUGAACAUUCGCCUUGUGGUUUCGGGUCAAAAUCUCUGGCACUGUCCGAAGACGGUCUGCAAACUCUUCACAGCGAGUACGAAGAACUUUCUGUCCUACAGCAGAAAACAGCUAAUGCAUCUGAAACAGGCAAGAAUACUAGAAACAGCCCAUCUAAAGAAGUUGCAAUUGUCCGUUUAUCAAGCGGUCACCACCAAGUGGAAAGGACCCUUACCUCAGCCAUUGACAUGGAAAUGAGUAGCAAUGCCACGAGCCGAAUUGUGCCAUUGUCUCCCGACAUGUUUCACGAAACCCUCGGGCAUUCAGAUGAGGAGCCGAAUUCUUCUGAUGAAGUCGUCGAUUUAACACAAGAAACAGAUUCGGAUCGACAGAGCAAUCGAUCUUCCUCUCCUCACGCUGGUUCUUGUGAAAAGAAUAACAACUCUCCUAACAAAACAGAUGUCUCAAUGGCGGAAUGUUCCUUGACUCUCGCUCCGAACUCGUCUUUAGUUAAAAAUCCAAAAAAUUCUUCCCUGCAAAAUUCUUUGUUGGACGAUUUGGUGGGGUCGUGUUCGCGAGCUAAUCCUUCGUCCUUUAUCAACGAUUCGGUUUCAUCAUGGAAUUGUUAUGGUGGUGAAGUGGAGGACGUAUUACACAAUUAUCCUAGUCCCGUGGCCCCAACGAUUUCCUCUCCUUGUUUGGCAGUAGCUGAAGUUGAAGCAAAAAAAUCGAACAAUCAAUAUGAUGAGUUUCCUGACGAGCUCGAUUCCAUAUUCGGACAGCUACUUGACGUGGAACCAUCACCCAAACAUACAGUAGUAUCAUUAGCCAUACCAUGCAGCGCAGAUGGCGUGGCCGCUGAUGUCAAUACUCCUGAAGGACCCCGUCAAGCUAAAAAACGCAAAAUGGAUGUUACUCCGCUUCCAGACUACCGAUCGAUGGAAACACCUCUUCUCAAGCAAGAGUUGGUUAAGUAUGGGCUGAAGCCACUCAAACGAUCAAAUGCGGUGAAACUUCUUCAUCACAUCUACGAGGAACUUCACCCAUUUGUAACGGAUUCUGAAAGCAGUUUUCAGGACACUCCGGAGAGGCAAACAACUCGAGAGUCCCGACGAACGCAUCAUCCUGCCUGUGUUCCUCCAAGUCCUUCGAAAAGUAUACGUGAUAGCACAAGUUGCGAUGAAAGCGGACACUCUCAAGAGGAUGAAGAAAGUAUGAUUGUUAUGGAAUUGGACCGAGAAAUACCUGAUAGCCAGUUAGGCAGUCCAGGACGGUCUGUCCCACUAAAGGAUCGCAUGAAAAUCUUUUUCAAAAAGCGUCCAGAUAUUCACAAGUUGGUUCUAACGUACGAGCCCAUUUCCUUUGAAUAUCUGUUUGCGGAAAUUCGCAAGGAGCGCAUACGUUGUAAGGCUCAAGAGUUACUAGACUGGCUAGACGAAGAGUGUAUUACAUGUCGAAUGAAAAGUAGAAACCGAAAUCGUCCUACCAACGGAGAAGACGAAGCACUAGUCCCAAAAUUAACCCCCCCAAAAAAAGUGGCGACUGCACCUACCAGACCAGCUCAAAAGGCACGUCGAGGAGUAGUAAAGAAACUUUUAUAGCUUAGUUUCGUUCUUGUUUUAGGUGUACUUUUGUAUUGGAUAUUUUGUUGUGCUUGCUGAUUCGCGUUGAAUUAAAAACAAAUGCGUUUUAAGUGGAUUUUUUUUUGGAUUUUGUACUGUUAUGUAUGUACAAAUCUCACUACAAUGUUUUUAUGUAUAUGUAACAGCUGGUUGAAAUUGACACUCAAUGAAAAAGUGAAAGAAAAAAAAAGAAAUUGUGAAAAAAAAACAGCGGGUUGAGGAGAAAAUCCUAGGUGGUACGAUUAUCUACAGAUGUCAUGUGAUGUAUGUGUUCUCAGAAGUUCAACAACGCAAAAAAACAGAAAAAAAAAAUAAUAAAGAAUAAAUUGGCGA
Messenger RNA from Daphnia magna, 3808 nucleotides. RefSeq lists its product as uncharacterized. The record is from RefSeq and is a predicted model, not a curated record. Gene Ontology annotation, cellular component: Slx1-Slx4 complex; nucleus. Gene Ontology annotation, molecular function: enzyme binding. Lineage: Eukaryota; Metazoa; Arthropoda; Branchiopoda; Diplostraca; Daphniidae. The transcript is spliced from 7 exons. Bases 164 to 3454 code for a protein of 1096 amino acids. Gene Ontology annotation, biological process: DNA replication; interstrand cross-link repair; resolution of meiotic recombination intermediates.